AUGUCUGACGGCCGCAAGGACAUGAAGGCUCAGGAGAAGAUGACUCCCGAGAGCAGCAAGUCCACCACCGACAAGGUCAAGGAGGGCGCGACCAACCUCGGCGAUACUGUCCAGCGUGACGCCGUCCCCGACAGCGAGAAGUCUACCGGACAGUCGAUGUCUGACAAGGCCAGCCGCGAGAAGGACUCCGCCAAGGGCGAGAGCACGAUGGACAAAGUCAAGGGUUCGAUCGGCAUGAACAAAUAG
Messenger RNA from Saxophila tyrrhenica, 246 nucleotides. RefSeq lists its product as uncharacterized. The transcript has 5 exons. Lineage: Eukaryota; Fungi; Ascomycota; Dothideomycetes; Mycosphaerellales; Extremaceae. The record is from RefSeq and is a predicted model, not a curated record. The coding region runs from base 1 to 246 and encodes 81 amino acids.